Molecule: messenger RNA, 3804 nt
Organism: Eublepharis macularius
Lineage: Eukaryota; Metazoa; Chordata; Lepidosauria; Squamata; Eublepharidae
Gene: GTPBP2
Product: GTP binding protein 2
Exons: 12
Coding region: 87-1910 (607 amino acids)
Biological process (GO): translational elongation
Molecular function (GO): translation elongation factor activity; GTP binding; GTPase activity
Source: RefSeq, a predicted model, not a curated record
AGGAUCGCCGUCCGGGCGAAGGAGCUCCUGGGCUGCGGGCGGCAGAGGACGGGCCGGCCGGGGGACAGCAGGCCGGCCGAUCUGGGAUGGAUUCGCGGGUGUCGGAGCUGUUUGGGGGCUGCUGCCGGCCCGUAGGGGGUGGGAACGCUGGGGGCCUGCGAGGCCGCGGUGGCAACGGCUCCGGCGGCGGGUCUUCCAAGGGGAGGAAGAAGAACGGCAGACACCGGGGAGGGAAGGCCAACAACCCGCCGUAUCUGCCACCGGAGGCGGAAGAUGGAAACAUAGAAUACAAGCUGAAACUAGUUAAUCCUUCCCAGUACCGCUUUGAACAUCUAGUAACGCAGAUGAAGUGGCGUCUACAAGAAGGCCGUGGUGAGGCAGUGUACCAGAUUGGUGUAGAGGACAACGGGCUGCUGGUGGGACUGUCGGAAGAGGAGAUGCGCGCCUCUCUCAAAACCCUGCGGCGGAUGGCUGAGAAAGUAGGAGCUGAUAUCACUGUGCUACGUGAAAGAGAGGUGGAUUAUGAUAGUGACAUUCCCAGGAAGAUAACGGAGGUUCUUGUCCGAAAGGUCCCAGAUAAUCAGCAGUUCUUAGAUUUGCGAGUAGCUGUGCUUGGGAAUGUGGAUUCAGGCAAGUCAACCCUACUAGGCGUUUUGACACAGGGUGAGCUGGAUAAUGGUCGAGGCAGAGCUCGUCUCAAUCUCUUCCGGCAUUUGCAUGAGAUCCAGUCAGGAAGAACAUCCAGCAUCAGCUUUGAAAUCCUUGGCUUCAAUAGCAAAGGAGAGGUAGUAAACUACAGUGACUCUCGAACAGCUGAGGAGAUCUGUGAGAGUUCCUCCAAGAUGAUUACCUUCAUUGACUUGGCUGGCCAUCACAAGUACUUGAAAACCACCAUCUUUGGACUCACAAGUUACUGCCCAGACUUUGCCAUGUUGGUGGUUAGUGCCAAUACUGGAAUUGCAGGCACAACCCGAGAGCAUCUAGGCUUGGCGAUGGCCCUCAAGGUCCCUUUCUUCAUAGUGAUUAGCAAAGUGGACUUGUGCUCAAAGGCCACUGUGGAACGGACAGUAAAGCAGCUGGAGCGGAUCCUGAAGCAGCCUGGUUGCAACAAGCUCCCCUUGCUGGUAACAUCAGAUGAUGAUGCUGUCACAGCAGCUCAGCAGUUUGCACAGUCUCCCAACAUCACUCCAAUCUUUACCUUAUCCAGUGUUUCUGGAGAGAACCUGGAUCUCUUGAAAGUUUUCCUCAACAUUCUUCCUCCUCUUACAAACAGCAAAGAGCAAGAGGAUCUAAUGCAGCAGCUUACUGAAUUUCAGGUGGAUGAAAUCUACACAGUACCCGAAGUGGGCACUGUUGUUGGAGGAACUCUAUCAAGUGGAAUAUGUAGAGAGGGAGAGAAUCUAGUGGUUGGUCCAACUGAUGAUGGCAAGUUCCUCCAGCUGAAAGUGUGCAGUAUCCAGCGGAACCGUUCAGCAUGCCGUGUACUUCGGGCUGGGCAGGCUGCUACACUGGCCCUUGGACACUUUGAUCGCUCAUUGCUGCGCAAAGGAAUGGUGAUGGUAAGCCCAGAGAUGAACCCCACUAUUUGCUCAGUGUUUGAAGCUGAAAUUGUUCUACUCUUCCAUGCUACGACUUUCCGAAAGGGAUUCCAAGUAACAGUGCACGUUGGCAAUGUGCGGCAAACAGCAAUUGUGGAAAAGAUCCAGGGAAAGGACAUGCUGCGGACAGGAGAAAAGGCUGUGGUUCGUUUCAGAUUCAUUAAACAUCCUGAAUAUUUGAAGAUAGGAGCCAAGCUUCUUUUCCGUGAAGGAGUUACCAAAGGUAUUGGACAUGUCACAUCUAUCCAAGUGAUCAACACUGGAGAGAAUAACGUAGAAGAAGGCAUAAGCUCUGGGCUGGUCAAUUUCUGACUUGCAUUGCAUUGGAUCUGUGAGAUCUCCUGAUGAUAGCAAUAGAGGAAAGGAAGGAGCCUCCUCCCACUCACCAUCCAGAGCUGCUGCUGGCCAGUCUUUUUACAGUGGCACAUUUCUUCUGUACUGCAGAGGAUUCCUGAAUUCAGGCUCUGGAGCAAGUGAAGCAUGUUUAUACAUCACCUGCUGCUUUCAUAUCCCUGCUUUUCCUGGAGUAGACAAAGUAGCUAUAUCGUUGCCAAGAUUGGCAACAUCUGGUUUUGUUGACUUUUGUUGGAAGUUAUUCGAGUAUAGGGCAAAGCCCUGAGUGUGUUGGAUUGUAGCUGAGGGAUUCUGCCACUUAUGAGGCAGCAAUAGUUGACCCAUUUCUACCUACUUAGCUCAGUCCUAUUAUUAUCCUGUUUCUUCGCAGACUGUCACAGAUGAGCUAUACGGCUGAAAGAUUUGCACUGCCCACUAUACAGCUCAGGACCUUUCUAAUCAUUUUAAAACUGUUCAUUUUAAUCUAAUAGCUCGUUGCUCUUUUUCCCUUCAAUUUUAAUUGUGUGCUGGAUUUUAGUAGUUUAGUUCCGCUUUAUUUUUUUAAAGGUUGGCAUGGGGAAGGAACAUCUCCCAGAAAUAACAUUUAUUAGAUAGUAAAUCCCCCCGGAUCAUGACCCUGAUGUUGUCCAUUCCUUCUUCAACUCUUCUUUUCCUCAGUAGAGCUGACAAAGUGCCCUGUGUUAUGAAGAUCCCUAGAAGGGAUCUAGUCCAGUAUGGUGGUCUCUUGCUUCUCCAUAUUUACUGGCUGUUGCAUAAGCAGAGCUUCUGCUGUCAGUAGUCUUACCUGAGAUGGCUGUACAAUCUGAUCACCUUCCCUGAUGAGUCCACAGGCACCUCAACGUGUUCGAGAAACCGGCCUUAAUUUGACAUGGUCAAACCAGUAAAAGCUGUUUGGCCAUCACAGGAAGGCUUGAUACUACUGCAAUGAUGACUCCCAUUCAGCUUUGAACUACAUCUAUUUGCUUAUGUGUUAUCCCUGACAGACAACCAUCUUUACGGCUAAGAUAUACGUGCAGCUAUACCCGUAGAAUCUGCACUGUGUAGGACAAUUUUCAAGCAUAUAUAGGGGCUGUGAUCCUUGUAUGAUGUUGAUUUUAAAAACAGGCAACAAUGUUUUUACUUAUUCCUGUGUAUUAUAGCUACUGAUAUAGUAAGUGUCCAAGUAGCCAAGAUUCAACAUGGCCAGCAAGAAAGAAUGACCUAUAUUUAAACACUCCCCCCUUCUGUUAGUGUUUUGCUGCAUCUUUGUCCUAUUUAGAGCAGAUAUCUUUUCUCCACUGGUAUGUUCUGCUUAGAGCCAUUCAGGUACACAGAUGGCUUAUUAAUGGGUUUUUUUUAAGUGGGAACCCAUGAUCAUGUUCCUUCCUAGUAAUAUGCCUUUCAUUUCCAGUAUGGAUGUUUGCCCUCAUUUAAUGGGAGAAGAGAAAAACAAGAAUUAAUCUAAAUAUUAUGGCCUCAGAGACAGUGUCCUUCCCAACUCUCCCUUGGGCAGUGUGGUCCCAUGUACCCAACACUUUUGAUUGCACCUAUUUAAGAAAAAGAAACUGGCCUAGCAUACUCCUCAGUUGAGUUUGAUCUAGCCAUGUUGCCUAUAUGAGUCUGCCCCAUAGAAAAAGGAAUGUUUUAGCAUCACUGCAAGUUAUAGUGAAUUGAUUCAUUUGCAAACGUUCAAGAUGCUGUUUCAAGCUUUGUAAAAACUGACAUUUGGUUGUCUUUUACCUUUGCCUUCUAUUGUGUGUGUUCUCAGUGCCAUGCUUUUCAUGUUCACUGUGUGGAUUCUUUAAAGCAGGGAGGUGUUUUCAUCUCCUGUCUAUAUAUAAUGUACAAAAUAAAGAUGUUUUAUUGAAUAAUA